Molecule: messenger RNA, 3273 nt
Organism: Anopheles cruzii
Lineage: Eukaryota; Metazoa; Arthropoda; Insecta; Diptera; Culicidae
Exons: 7
Coding region: 1-3216 (1071 amino acids)
Biological process (GO): regulation of transcription by RNA polymerase II
Cellular component (GO): nucleus
Molecular function (GO): RNA polymerase II transcription regulatory region sequence-specific DNA binding; zinc ion binding; DNA-binding transcription factor activity, RNA polymerase II-specific
Source: RefSeq, a predicted model, not a curated record
AUGUGCGAUUUAUUUUCGAGCGCUGCUGACGAGUGUGAAAAGGAUAAACAAGGAUCCGGUCUCGAAGACGAAAGGACGAACGAAAACAAAAAUAUAGCACUUCUUACCUGGCCACCCACAAUGGCAGAAGACGAUGAAAACGAUGCCAUGAGCCUUUUCGACAUCGCCUGGGAGGACGUGCUGUAUGUAAAGUUAUUUCCCCUGUUGUCGCUAAAAGACAAGUUCAACCUGCGAUGCUGCUCGAAGCUGACCAAGUCGUUCGUUGACCACGGUUUCCGGCGAAUGCGGGAAGUUAAUCUGUCUGGUAACAACUCCCCCACCGUUGCCGUGGCGUUCGAAGUGCUAGCACGGAAUUGUCGUAACGUAAGGGUGCUCAAUCUGGCACGAUGCCACUGGAUCGACGACAGCAACCUGUUCCCGUUUCUACAGGACAACCACCGGUUGUCGAAAAUCAAUAUUAGCGACUGCCCCAAGGUAACGACCCGAUCGAUGCAGCCCGUCAUCAUUGCCUGCAAACAGUUGACCACGCUGAAGCUGGCCCAUUGCCACUGGCUUACGAUCGGGGCGAUCGAAGCUCUCACGCUGCAUCACACCAAAAUACAGGAGCUGGACGUGUCGUAUUGCGCUACACUGAAUGAGCGAUGCAUCUCGGUGUUUCUGUUGAACUGUCGCACCUUGAGGACACUCUCCCUGGCAAACGUACCGGCCGUAACGGAUAACUUGCUGUUUGCGAUCGCGAAACACUCGAAGCUGAUCAAACACCUUAACCUGAUCGGUUGCUACAUGAUCACGGAUCGCGGCAUUGGAGCUCUUGCACUGUGCUGCAAAGAACUAGAGUCGCUGAUGGUACGCGAGUGUCCACAUGUAACGGAGCGAAGCCUAGCGCUGAUUCGUGGCCGGGUGUUCAUCGAUCGACCACGACUGUUCCAACCCGAUAUGAACAUGGUUCCGAACAUGGGCAUUCCCCGGCUUUAUCUGCAGUCUCGAAAAGCCGUACGCUGCGAUGUGUGCCUGAAAAUGGCGUCUAAACAAUCUUCGGAAAUAGUGUGUAGAAUUUGCUCCGCCAACACGUCCCUCGCCAGAGCAAUCUACAUUUUCUCCAUUUCCGGUGGACAGUUGGACGAUGGAAGCAAAACGAUUGCGGACAACAUUGCCGAGUUUGCGGAUGUCACGAUUAACAAUGAUGAUGAACACUCGCAGUACCUGUGUCCGGGUUGCUUCAAAGCCUUCAACAAGGCCGUGAAGUUGCGGCAGCAAAUUCGUGACGCCGAGAGCGCUAUGCUGAGUGUCCUACAAUCCAUUGAAAUGCAGGGCUCCGUGGUAGAGUAUGAAUUGGAGUAUUUGGAAGAAUUCAGGGACCAGGUUUCGGGUACCGUAGUGCCGAAAGAGUUGAUGCACCAGUCGGCGCUUGCAGAUGUCCGGUCGGACGUCGAAGCGCUCUCGGAAGGUGAGGAUGAUCUCCUGGCAAAGCAGAUGACGUUGCAGCUGUCGGAGGAAGAGCUGGACACGCUGGAAGUUGACCCGGUCGAGCAGGGAAGGUUUGUCUUCGAAAUGCCAUCCGACGAGCUGAUUGCCCGCCGCAUCGUGUUUACCGAGUUCGAGUAUCUCGAAAUCCACGGGGAACGUUGUUGCGGUUGCCCUCACAUUGCCGCUACGCACGAUGAGCUGGUCGAGCAUGCCGGUGAGAAACACUCGCAGAACUACUACGCGGACAGUAGCUACACGUGUCCCACGUGCUACAACAAGUUCCCGACGGAAGAAGCGCUCUCGAAGCACAUCCAGUACUACUCGUACAACGACGUGUUCUUGUGUACCGUUUGCCAGAAAGCGUUCAACUUCCACAGCCACCUCAUGCUGCACCGCACGCAGCACCACGAGGAAGCCGAGCUGGCCGUGGUCGAGCAAACGGAUGUAAGCAUAAAACUGGAGCACGAUGAGGCAGGCGCAGAUAAGAACCCGGCAGCGAAGCGAUGUCGGAAAACCGAGAGUACCGAGCUAACUGUCCUUCCGGAUGCACGGUUCAUUAAGGAGGUGCACGAACGUCCGGAUUACCGAGAGUACCAGCUCAUCGGCGAACGCUGCUGCUCGUGUGGCGUGCUUCAGGAUUCGAUGGAAGCACACGUGGCCGAGAUGCACUUGCCGGGUGGGAAUACACGCGCCAUGAAGGGCGGCUUGCCGUAUUGCACCGUUUGUCGGCGUCGGUUCUCUUCCGAGCGAGAAAAGCUGCUACACGAAGAGCAGCGCCGUACGGUGAACCAAAUCUACGAGUGCCGUACCUGUGGCAAGAUCUUUCGCAGGCGGCUCAUGCUUAUGAGGCACCUGGUGAAGCACGCGAAAGAAACGAAGGUUGAGGUACCAUCCGCUGCAACCGAAAAUGCAACGGUUUCGGUUCCAGCGGCUCCAGCCGAAGCCUCCGCCAAAGUGGCCACGAUGGCUGCGCCCAAAAAGCAGUUGGUUUGUUACUGUUGCUGCUUUACACGCUGUCAGCAGGAGUACAACACGGAGAAGGAACUGUUGAGUCAUGCUCUCGAGGCGCACAACGGUCGGCGGAAGGAAAACGAGAUACUGUCGAAAGCGCAGCAUCCGGACCGUUACUCGGGUUCCCUGUUUUGUCCCAUCUGCCUGCGGGUGUUUGAGUCUGCGCGGAAACUAGCGCAACAUCGGUUGUACAAAGCGCAGGCUGAAAAGAAUCGCUGUCACCAUUGUGGCCGUUGCUUCAUAAAGCCGCACGCGCUGCGAGAGCACCAGGAACGGGAACAUCUUGAUCUGCCGCCUGAGCAUGCGUGCGACAUUUGUGGCAAACACUUUCUCAACCGAACCACGCUACUUCACCACCACUCGGUGCAUGGUCCAUUCAAGAAAAUCCCUUGUGCGGCCGAAAACUGCGAUAUCGUGUUCCGUGACGAGCGGCUUAUGCGCCGCCACUUUCGCAACGUGCACGCCGAGCACACGCCGUACGAAUGCCCGCAUUGCCAGAAAAAGUAUCGCUCGAAGGAAGCGCUCGACAUUCACGUGCGUUGCCACACCGGUGACCGGCCGUUUCCAUGUCGGCACGACGGGUGCACGCGACGCUUCAGUCACGGCACCGACCGGUUGCGGCACGAGCGGGCCGCACAUACUGGCGAGCGGCCACACAAGUGUCCGUCGUGCGGUGCCACCUUCAUACGUCGACGGGAGCUGCGGAUUCACUUCAAUCGACAGCACAAGGAGACUUGAGCGGCCCAUCCGUUUCAUAUGGGCAAUAACGAGCCGAAGUAACUACCAAACCGAACG